Molecule: messenger RNA, 930 nt
Organism: Pseudocercospora fijiensis CIRAD86
Lineage: Eukaryota; Fungi; Ascomycota; Dothideomycetes; Mycosphaerellales; Mycosphaerellaceae
Exons: 3
Coding region: 1-930 (309 amino acids)
Source: RefSeq, a predicted model, not a curated record
AUGCGGUACUUGACUCCGAUCCUCGCCGCGUUGGCGGUUGGCAUUGCUGCCGUGCCUGUACCAGCUCAAACGGCGCCUUCCCAGCCCUGCCCAUCAACCGCUCUCAAGCAAAGCCAAUCCGUAGUCUUCGGCUGGCAACUCGCCGGCUCAGCAGCCAACGCCCAAGACCUCGACCAAACCUGCUCCCACCUCCAAUCCUCUGCCAACCAAGCAACAACAUGGUCCCAGCUCGGCCUCCUCACCACAACAAUCCAAACCCCAGUCUGCAACGCCCUCGAACCCAAUGCCGAAACAGCUCUGGUCAAACUCUCCGCAGCCAACACAAAAGUCUUCACGACCCUCCUCACCUCCUCCUUCGACCAAUCCAACAAAUCCACCUUCUCCUACCUCUGCGACAAUAUCCGUUACGUCCAACUCAACGGCUUCCUUCUCGAUUCCGCCACAAUCGUAAACGCGACCUGUCAGCUGGGAGCCGAUUCUCUCCACCCACAACCCUUCACUACCAUCGGCGGCGCCACGGCCAAUCAGACUGCUGUGGAAGCGUAUAAUGACGCACAAAGCAAAUUAUUCGCGUAUACCUAUGCUGCUUCCGCCACCUCGACCGAUCAACUUCAGACUUUUUGCGCGAAUUCUGCGCAGCCGGUCAGACAGGGACGUUUUGAUCAGUUGCAGCUUGAUGCGAGUUGCGUCAAGUCGACGAUCUGCAGUGUGAAGUCGCCUUUGUCUGUGGAUGAUGCCAAGGCGCAAUUCACCAAGUGGACGAGUAUGGGCUUCUUGGCUGUGAUUCAGAAUCUUACGAACCAGCCUGGCUAUCUGAAGUGGUUGUGUCAUAAUUUGGAUGUUGGGGGUAUGGAUGGUGUGGGUUUGGAUGGCAAGUUGGUGAAGGCUCAGCGAACUAAAAAUCAAGUCUCUACGACGUAUACGCGUUAA